Laccaria bicolor S238N-H82 is the source of this 1716-nucleotide messenger RNA. RefSeq lists its product as uncharacterized. The transcript is spliced from 7 exons. Bases 1 to 1716 code for a protein of 571 amino acids. Gene Ontology annotation, biological process: rRNA processing. Gene Ontology annotation, molecular function: protein binding. The record is from RefSeq and is a predicted model, not a curated record. NCBI's taxonomy places the organism in Eukaryota, Fungi, Basidiomycota, Agaricomycetes, Agaricales, Hydnangiaceae. Gene Ontology annotation, cellular component: nucleus.
AUGAGCAACCUCAUCUCAUCUGUCGCUUGGGUGCGGAGAGGAGUUUCUGCUCAACACCCAACAAAAUAUAUUCUCGAUGAUCAAGAACUCGAGCGUGUCAGUGCUCUGGCCAGAAUUGAGCUUGAGGAUGCUCGCAUUGAACUCGAACGCGCCCACUUGGCUGCACUAUCUAUGGGGAAAGGAGCGGAGGGUGACGAAGCAGAUGAUGUCGUCGACGAUGACGAUGAGGCAAACUGGUGGCCGAUUGAUCGGCACGAAGAUGGUGAUGCUAUGGACGUAGACUCUGGUCCUACAAAACCGAAACCAAAAACCGACGAUCUAUCAGAAUAUAAUUUGGAUGACUAUGACGAUGAUGCGAAAACGACUGCUGUUGGACCAUUCAGUAACAUCAAAGGUCUCACAUAUUACCGGGAUAAUGAAGAGGACCCUUAUAUCACACUCAAAGAUGAAGAUAACGACGAAAGGGAAGAGCUAGAGGUGCUUCCAACGGAUAACCUCCUCGUGGUCGCAAAAACCGAAGAUGAAAUCUCUCAACUAGAAAUUUACGUGUACGACGAGUCAGAGGAAAAUCUCUACGUCCACCACGAUCUCAUGCUGCCGAAUUUCCCUCUUUGCCUUGAAUGGCUCGAUUUUCCUCCGGCUUCCUCAUCUUCCAAUUCAAUACCAGGGCCCAACAACCCAGACAAACCAGGCUUCGGAAACUACAUCGCUGUUGGCACACUCGAUCCUGAAAUCGAAAUCUGGUCUCUCGACGUCCUAGACGCCAUGUACCCCACCUCCAUUCUCGGUCGACCAGACCAAACAAAGGCGCAUGUCCCCACACCACUAGGGACGGGAAAGAAAAGGCGUAAAAAGGCAAAGCAUCGUUCCGUGGAAACUGGGUACCACGUCGAUGCCGUUCUCGGCCUGAGUUGGAACAAGAUUCAACGCAACCUUUUAGCGAGUGCCAGUGCGGAUCGCACGGUUAAACUGUGGGAUCUCACACGAGAUCCCACCAUCAAUGGAGGUGGGGAGGGUGGUGGUGGUGCGAUUCGAAGUUUCGAUGUGCACAAAGACAAAGUGCAAGCCGUGCAGUGGAAUGCGCAAGAUCCGACUGUCCUGCUGACAGGAAGUUACGAUAGAACCAUACGCACCUUUGAUUCUAGAGCACCUGGAAGUGGUGUUGGCGCGAUAGUAGGAAGCGAUGUGGAGGCAUUGAAGUGGGAUCCUUGGGAAUCGCACGGAUUUUAUGCGUCUCUUGAAAAUGGACUUGUCCUAAAUUUCGACGCCCGCGCUCUUCCCUCAAACCUUGACAAUCCUUCACCCGCACGCUUUACUUUAUCGGCGCACGAUGGAGCGGCUUCAGCCAUCGAUGUCAAUCCUCACAUAAAAGGCUGCAUAGUCACAGGCGGAAUGGACAAGCUCGUCAAAGUGUGGAACAUCAACGAUGAAGACGGUGGCAAAAGAACGGUCAGCCUCGUUACAUCGCGAGAUCUUGGAGUUGGAAAAGUAUUCUCUACAGUAUUCUCUCCUGACCAUCCGCUGACCGUAGCGGCCGCUGGUUCCAAAGCGAAACUGCAGAUCUGGGAUGUUGGUGCUAAUUUCGGGACACGAAAAGCAUUUGCCUCAAAACUUCGAGAAGCUGGCCGGGUGCUCAAGGAGAAGGAGGCUAGUCAAGGAGGGGUCAUCGGAGUGGUUAGCGAUAACGAAGAGAGUGGAGAUGAGGCGGAAGAGUAG